Messenger RNA from Telopea speciosissima, 2182 nucleotides. Its product is annotated as calcium-dependent protein kinase 26-like. Bases 208 to 1785 code for a protein of 525 amino acids. The record is from RefSeq and is a predicted model, not a curated record. The transcript has 4 exons. Gene Ontology annotation, biological process: peptidyl-serine phosphorylation; protein autophosphorylation; intracellular signal transduction. Gene Ontology annotation, cellular component: cytoplasm; nucleus. Lineage: Eukaryota; Viridiplantae; Streptophyta; Magnoliopsida; Proteales; Proteaceae. Gene Ontology annotation, molecular function: calmodulin binding; ATP binding; calcium/calmodulin-dependent protein kinase activity.
UGGAUCGACCUCGUUAUCAAGCUUCAACUACUACCUCUGAGGUGUUUCCCUGAACCCUGUGGACAUGUUACGUGAAGAGGGGUGUCUGGACGAACGUUAUAAUUUUUAAUUUGAAAGGGCUCUUAGAAUAGGAAGACUGUAAUUUGAUCCAAGCGGUAUAUCUCUGCAAAUUUAUCAGAGAAAGAGAGAGAGUUCUGUGAUUUUCUUAUGGCUGUUGCCCAGAGCAACAACAUCAAUACAACAAAGGCACAACCUUUCAGCUGUUACAAAGUUGCGAGCCUGUCUCAGACUAUCUUAGAUUCAAGCCAGACCUUGAGAUUAGAAGAUCAAUAUGUUUUGGGGGAGCAAUUGGGUUGGGGGCAGUUUGGUGUCAUCCGUGUGUGCUCAGAUAAAUUCACUGGAGAGGUGUUUGCGUGCAAAUCCAUUGCUAAGGAAAGACUGGUCACACUGGAUGAUGUCUGCAGUGUCAAGUUUGAGAUUGAAAUAAUGACUAGGCUAUCUGGGCAUCCAAAUGUUGUGGAUCUUAAGGCAGUUUAUGAGGAGGAGGAUUAUGUGCAUUUGGUGAUGGAGCUUUGUGCUGGUGGGGAGCUGUUUCACCGGUUGGAGAAGCAUGGGAGAUUCUCUGAGUCUGAGGCUUGUGUUCUUUUCAGUCAUCUUAUGCAAGUGGUUAUUUAUUGUCAUGACAUGGGUGUUGUCCAUAGAGAUUUGAAGCCAGAAAACAUUCUGUUAGCCACAAAGGCCUCAUCGUCACCAAUUAAAUUGGCAGAUUUUGGUCUUGCAACCUAUAUCAAACCAGGCCAGAGUUUGUAUGGGACGGUUGGGAGUCCUUUUUAUAUAGCACCAGAAGUGCUGACUGGGGGCUACAACCAGGCAGCUGAUGUUUGGAGUGCUGGGGUUAUUCUUUACAUCCUCCUUAGUGGGAUGCCACCUUUUUGGGGAAAGACCAAAUCAAAGAUCUUUGAUGCUGUUAGGGCAGCUGAUUUACGGUUCCCAUCAGAUCCUUGGGAUCGCAUAUCUGCAUCUGCGAAGGACUUGAUCAGUGGAAUGCUCUGUACAGAUCCCGCUAAAAGGCUCACUGCAGCUCAGGUUCUUGAUCAUGGCUGGAUAAAAGAUUGUAGGCAUGUGGCUGAAGGACCAUAUGAAAGUGAUGGCCUUAGUUGUAGGCAAUUGGACUUGGGUGGCAGCUCAUUCUCUACUCCAUUUGUCGCAAGGAAUCAAGAUGUCAGCUUUAGCUCUGCUUCACCUCUGCCUGGAGAUGCCCAAAUAGGCAAUUCACCAGCAUUCACAUGCAGAUCAUCGUUCUCUUCUUUCUUGCUUGAUCCCGCCACACCCUGCACUGCAAUUGGUGGUUUUUCUUUCCAGAGCUGUUGUGCAUCGACUGUCAUGGAAUUCUCUUCCCCUGUUCAGUCCAUGCCAAGCUUUGAUUUUCUUAGCCCAAGCCCGGCAGUAGAACAAAGGAAUAACUCUGUGUGUUUCACAGCCAAUGUUUCCGGAAUUGAUGCAAUUCAGAGAGCAGAGGCAAACUUGGGGAAGCUCAUCAUCUUGGAUUCUUCUACGUCAUUGGGGCAUGAGGUGGGAGAGAAGGAUCACAAGGCUGUUGAGGUUCGAAGGGGAGUAGGGACACCUGCCUCUAGGGUGUUGGGCAUCCACAGUAAGAGGAACCACACGAUUGGCCUUGGGGAAUUUGAACAGCUUGAUCUUAUGGUGACUGAGUCAGUUAUCCGCUGGGCAUCAUGCACACAUCUUCCAAGUGCACCAUCUCUUACGUCCUCUCUUGUUUGUUGAUCUGUGAGUGAUGGGAUGGUAAAAGAGAAAAAGGGGGUGGGAGGAGGGGGGGUUGAGUUUAAGGGGCUAGGUGCAGAGAUAUGACCCAUUUCACGCUUGAUCUAACAUGUUGUAUUGUAGAGGAGUUGGAGAAGCUGAACUCUGGCACAAGUUCGAGUUUCAGCGAGGCUUGGUUGUGGUUGUAUGAUGAGUUAUUCUGCUUUUCUGAUGUGAAUAGAUAUUGUUAGCUGUUGCUGCCCGCCCUCUGAAACAGCAUGUCUUCGGCACUAACAGGGGUGUGCCACGUGUACCAAUUUAAAGGGUCUUGAGAGUUCCAAGUUCAAACAGUUUAAUAUGUAGAAGAUUUUCUGGUGAUCUCUCAAAAAAAAAAAAACUCUUUAUGUCCAUCCCCUUUUGU